Molecule: messenger RNA, 1905 nt
Organism: Cuscuta campestris
Lineage: Eukaryota; Viridiplantae; Streptophyta; Magnoliopsida; Solanales; Convolvulaceae
Source: the annotation of a GenBank genome assembly
UGACAUUGCCUUCAACACCGAAGAGGAUGAUCAAAGCAUCGGUCUUCGCUUCAUCGAAACCCGACUCUUCUCCCUCUUCGAGCCAUUCGCAACCCUCAACACCUUCCCGCACCCUAUCAGAAACAAUGGUCGAGGAAAGUGUUCACAUCGCCGAGGCAGUCAUCAAGAAAUGGGACCCGAGUGGGCCCACUUCCAACCAGAUGCUGUUUCGAGAAAGCAGAGAGGAAGCCGGGGAUUUCAUCAGGUGUGUGGAGGAGCUGAGAAGAGCAAUGCACUUCUUGGUUAUCAACCAUUCGAGUUCUGGGAAGCUAGUUCAAGCGCAGAAGUCAAUGCAGAUGGCCAUGAAGAGGCUCGGGAAUGAGUUUCAUCAAAUAUUGGAGACAAAUAGGGAGCGUUUGGAUCCAGAAUCUGUGUCCCAGGGAUCAUCUUCUAGGUCACAUUCAUCUAAUUCCAAACAAGAAGAUGGUGUUUUCACAGACAAUGAGAUUGGUGUAGCUGUGAGUGACCUCGGGCAGAUUGGGAACUGGAUGGUCAGCUCGGGCUAUGCAAAAGAAUGUGUCAAUAUAUAUAAACUUGUGAGAAAGUCAGUUUUGGAUGAAGAGUUGUAUCGCGUUGGAAUAAGGCAAUACAGCUCAUCGUCCCACAUCAGAAAGAUGGGUUCAAGUGUUCUUGAGGACCAGAUCAAGAACUGGUUAAGCGCAGUGAAUAUUGCAGUGAGGUCCCUCUUCAAUGGCGAGAGGCUUCUCUGUGACCACGUCUUCUCUACAUCUGAAACAAUGAGAGAAACAUGUUUCGCCCAUAUAGCAAAAGAAGGUGCUAUUAACCUGCUCAAAUUCCCAGAACUUGUUGCAGCAAAGAGCAAGAGAUCGCCAACGCACGUCUUCCUGCUCAUGGACAUGUACAAUGAGAUUUCGGAGCUCGUUCCCGAGAUCAAAUUAAUCUUCUCAUACGAAUCGGUCUCAGAAGUCAUACUACAAGCCUUCGCCUCUCUUCACAAACUCAAAAGUUCAGUCCAAACACUCGUUUCUGAUUUUGAGAAGUCCAUACUGAAGGAUUCAUCAAGAACACUAAUCCAUGGAGGAGGGAUACAUCCAUUGACCCUUUCGGUUAUGGAUUUUGUGCUGUCAAUGGGAGACUGCUCCAAAACCUUCAAUGAGAUAGCUGGUGAUGAGUGUGAGUCAGACUCUGCCCAGAUUGAUCGAAUCAUCCUCAUGCUUCUCUGCAAACUUGACACCAAAUCGAGGCUCUACAAAGAUAUAGCUCUAUCAUAUCUUUUCCUAGCGAACAAUUUUCAUUUCGUCGCGGAGAGGGUAAGGUCAAGCUCCCCUCUCAUGCUUCUCCUCGGGGAUGACUGGCUGCUGACUCUCGACAGGAAGGUGAACUCAUAUGCAGCAAAUUACACAGCAAUGGCGUGGGCGAAAGUGCUCUCAUGUCUGCCAGAAAGAUUGGACCCAUCGCUACCGGGUGAUGUUAUAGAGAGGCAUAUCACAGAAUUCCGAGCUGAAAUAAAAUUGGCACUGGCUAAAGAAUUAGUACCAGCGUAUAAGGAAUUUUAUGAUGCGUACCUGGAAGUGGUGAGCAGUAAAGGGAGCAUGGAGGUGCUGGUGAGGUAUUCUCCUGAUAAUUUGGGAAGCUACUUGUCAGAUCUGUUCCAUGGAACAUCCAUGUCCGGUGGUUCAGCAUCAUCAUCAUCAUCAAGCUCAUUAUCCGUUGUAUCACAGUUUCGUCCUUGAUUCAAGGCACUUAAACAACAUUCCACAUAUAUAAACUCUCUCUUCCAGAUUCCAGUAAGCCAAAUAUGGGUGGAAUCAAUAUUUAGAGCAAAAAACAUCCUUUGUAUCAACUAUGAAACUAUCAAACUUGUGAAACAAUUUAAAACAUCCUUAAUAAACUACAUCAACAUUG